Monoraphidium neglectum is the source of this 570-nucleotide messenger RNA. RefSeq lists its product as hypothetical. Lineage: Eukaryota; Viridiplantae; Chlorophyta; Chlorophyceae; Sphaeropleales; Selenastraceae. The record is from RefSeq and is a predicted model, not a curated record. The transcript is spliced from 3 exons. Bases 1 to 570 code for a protein of 189 amino acids.
AUGUCCUUCCUAUGGAAGCAGAUCUCCAGCAUAGUGCUGGCCCCAGACUUCCCGGGCUGGCUCGCCCCCCUGCACUUUAACCCCAACCGCUGGUUCGAGUUCGUGUCCUUCACGUGCACCCUGACCGCCUCAUGGGUGCUCGCCGCCGCGCUCACCGGCGGGCUCUCUUACGCCGCCAGCCGCGGCGUGCCCGAGGCGCUGCGCGCCACGUCGUGGGCGUGGCUCGUGUCGAUGCCGAUCGCGGCGGCGCAGCUGGUGCUGGUGACGGCGGCGGAGAGCCGCGCGCUUGUGGGCACGGAGGACUUUGCCAGCGCCCUGCCUCUGGCCGCUCAGGGCCCCGGCGAGCCUGUGGCCACUGCCGCGGGCGUGCUGGGCGUGAUGUGCUUCUGGCGGGCCUUUUACACUGUCGCCCUGGACCCCUGGUCGAGCAGCGCGCAGCGCAUCACUGCGGAGGCGCAGGCGCUCCGCGAGGCGGCGACGGUGGCGGUCGCGCUUGCGGCCGUGGGGGCUGCGGCCUUGCAGGUGGUGCAGGCGGCAUCGGGCGUGAUGGAGCGCGGGCAGCUCAUGUGA